AUGGAUUGCGGUUGGAUGUAUCGUAGACGUGAUACGUUGGAAUUCUUUAAUGGGAUCCAAGAGUUUUGCGAGAGUGCUUCACAAUAUCAUAUUAGAACGGGUGUGAAUGACCUUUAUUGUCCUUGUGUCAAUUGUAACAAUGUCACAAUGGUCGACAAUGUUGAUACAAUAAGGGAUCAUGUGGUUUGUCAUGGGUUUAGGCCUCAAUAUCAUGUGUGGGUUUGGCACGGUGAAAAGGGAUCGUAUAGGGAGAAUGUUGUUGGGAAUGAUACGCACGAUAAAAGUGUCGAGAUUCGUACGGAAGAUGAUUAUGGGACUGAUGAUGGUGGAGAUGGGGAUGAGGAGGGGGAUGAGAUCGAGGGUGGUGGUGGUGAUCACUUGGAUGAGAUGAUGCAUAAUGUUGAAGGUGAAUUUGGUGACCUAUGUGAUGUAUUUGAGUCAUUAUUAGAGGCUGCCAAAAAGCCUUUGUUUCCUGGGUCCAAAAAAUACACCAAACUCUCCGCCGUACUAACACUUUUUAACAUUAAGUCAAAGCAUAACUGGAGCGACACUAGUUUUACUUCUUUGUUGACUGUAUUAUGUGACAUGUUGCCUGAUGGGAAUGAACUUCCUAAGUCCUACUAUUAUGCAAACAAACUCAUGUGUCCAUUUGAGUUGGAGGAGUGUCCACGUUGUGGUAAGUCGCGUUACAAGCGAAAGAGCUGCAAUGCUGGUAUGAAGGGACCACCUGCCAAGCCCUUAUAUAUGUGGACCAUUAAUGAUUUUCCCGCAUACGGCAACCUGUCCGGGUACAAGAACAAAGGGCAUAAAGCAUGUCCUAUUUGUAUCGAUGACACACCAAACGUGUACCUUGAACACUACGGCAAAGAUGUGUAUGUGAGGAUCCGAAGAUUGCUUAGGCGCGAUCACCCAUAUCGCAGGCAGAAAAAGGCCUUCAAUGGGAAAGUGGAAGAGGGGGCUGCGCCUAAACCAUUGAGUGGAAAGGAGGUGUAUGGUCGAGUGAAGGGUAUACCAAAUGUUUUUGAGAAGAAUUUACCUAAGGCGUUGUUCCACUAUGAUGAGGAUGGGAUCGCACCAAUUGCAAAAGAGGAUGUGAAGGAAUUUCUAUCCGGUACCAUGCUUAACAUUUCCAUCAUUCAAGCUUUCAUGAGGGCACUACAGGAGCACCUUAUUAGUGGAUGCAAUUUCGAGGUUGCAGUUGGGUGGUUUUGCCUCGAGCAGACCUCCAUUACCAGAUGCUUAUGCAACCCUCGUGAAGUGGAAGAUUACCUAUAA
Molecule: messenger RNA, 1275 nt
Organism: Chenopodium quinoa (quinoa)
Lineage: Eukaryota; Viridiplantae; Streptophyta; Magnoliopsida; Caryophyllales; Amaranthaceae
Exons: 5
Coding region: 1-1275 (424 amino acids)
Source: RefSeq, a predicted model, not a curated record